AUGUCUAGCCAGCCAAAAGUGUUCCUGAGUUUCAGAGGGCCGGACACACGGCGCCACUUUUCGGAUUUCCUCUACAACAUGUUGACCAAUGCUGGGAUUGGCGUCUUUAGAGACGAGGAAGGUCUGGAGGGAGGCAAAGAAAUUACACCCCAGCUGAUCCAACAGAUAAAGCAGUCCAAGAUCUCAAUACCGGUAAUCUCCAAGGAGUAUGCGUCCAGCAAGAGCUGCCUCGUGGAAUCGGAGCAAAUGGUGGAGUGCUUGGACAAGAAGGACCACACCAUCAUCCCCAUCUUCUACUACGUCGACCCGUCGGACGUACGCUACUGCAAGGGUUCCUUCGAGAGUGCUUUCCUUAAGCACAAGAACCGUGGCAUUAAUGACAGUCAGAUCAAUUCCUGGAAGUGUGCUCUCCAGCGGAUCGGAAAGUUGAAGGGAUACCCUUUCCACGAAAAAGUGUAUCAUGCUGAAGCCACAAAGCAAAUUGUCCAUGAAGUUCAGCAGAUUCUGAAGACAAAGGACCUAAUUGUGAUGGCACCGUUAGUCGGAGUCGAUUCUCAUGUGCAGGAAAUAAUGGCAAAGCUGAAGUUUGACUGUGGCAAUGGGCGAGCAGUUAAAAUUGGAGACACAAGUGAAAUGGUGUUAAUAUAUGGCAUCCCCGGGGUUGGCAAGACGGUCCUGGCAAAAUAUGUUUAUAAUAAACUUCAUCAUCUGUAUGAUACCUGUAGCUUUCUUGAAAAGAUCCAACAAGAAAUUGAAGAUAAGGGAAUCGUGUCUGUGCAAAACCAACUAAUCUCGGACCUCUAUAACUAUGCCCGAGAAUUUAAAUAUUCUGAUGAUGCUCUGAACUAUAUGCAGAGCUGGUUUCACGCCAAGAAGGUCCUCAUUCUCCUUGAUGACGUUAAGGAUCAUGAACAGCUCAGCGCAUUAGUCGGAGACCUUGAUUGGUUUGGCCUCGGUAGCACGAUCAUUGUGACAUCCCAAAGGGCUGACGUUCUUAUAAGAAUCGAUGGUGCGGAAAGUUUUGUCCUCAGAACGUUGGAACAAGAUAAAGCUCUGCAAUUAUUCUGUAGGCAUGCUUUUGAAGAGGAUUCUCCCCCUGAGAAAUUCAAGGAGGAGUCAAUACGUAUCGCUGCUGCUACUGAGGGGCUUCCUUUAGCGCUCGAGAGCGUAGGUAAAUCUCUAUCAAAAACAAAAAGAAGAAGAGAGUGGACUGAAACAGUGACUGCAUUGGAAGUAGCUUCUCAUGAGAGUGUCUGGAAAGCCUUCUCCAAGAGCUAUAAAACUUUAAAAGAGAAGGAACAGGAGAUAUUUCUUGAUAUAGCAUGCUUUUUCAAUGGCAAGGACAAGAGAAUCCCCUAUUACAUGUGGGAUGACCGUAAUUAUAUGCCUGCUCUAUCGAUUCGCUCUCUUCAUGCCAGGUCUUUGGUAGAAAUUGGGGAAAAUAAAGAAAUAUGCAUGCGUGGAAUACUGAAGAUGUUUGGCCGGGAAAUUGUCGAGCGUGAGCGUGAAUACGAGAGAGAACCUUGCAAGCGCCAGAGGCUGUGCAACGGCGAAAAAGUGCUGAAUGUACUAAGAGGACGGAAGGGUACUGUGUACGUUGAAGCCCUCGGGCUGGAGUUUACGGACGGAUCUGCAGGGAAUAUCAGUUUCAAAUGUGAUCAAAUUGAUGGUUUGCAGAAAUCGAGCUUCCUCAAGCUGGAUCAAGCUGACAUUCGGGGAAACUUUGGGGAUUGUGACUCGAGCUUAAGAUGGCUUGAUUGGCGAGGGUGCCCUAAGAUUUUUUAUGACAACGCAAAUCUGACUUGGCAAAACCUGGUGAUCCUUGAUUUGUCGUGGAGUCAGGUUCAGGAAGACUGGAGUGGUUGGGAGCACCUUGUGGAGGCUAGGAAAUUGAAAGUUUUGAAACUAACUGGUUGUCUCCAAUUGACGGCCACUCCAAAAUUUCCUCCUUCAAUGGAGCUGGAAAGACUUGUUCUGGAAGGUUGCUCUAAUUUAUCAUUUAUCCAUCCAUCAUUUGGUAAUCUGACGAAGUUGGUUUAUUUGAAUAUGAAGGGAUGCGGUGGCCUCAGUGAAUUGCCGGAUUUGGAUCCCAUGACAGGCUUGAAAGAGCUGGUGAUUGAUGGAACUUCCAUCACUCGGAUUGAUUUCCAAGAAGGUUCCAUAAGGAAGCUCAAAUCUCUCAGUGCCCGUGAUUGUAAGCACCUGAUCGAAAUAACCGAUUCGAUAAGGUACUUAGAGUCUCUCACAUAUCUUUCUCUAGACGGCUCAGAAAUCCAUGCCCUCCCGCAGUCCAUCGGAUCACCGGAGAAACCGAAAACAACGUCUGUGAAGAACUGCGGGAGACUAUCCGUUACGUCCCAAGGAUUGCAAGUAUAUUCGCGGCGCAGAAAACAUGCCUAA
Molecule: messenger RNA, 2400 nt
Organism: Rhodamnia argentea
Lineage: Eukaryota; Viridiplantae; Streptophyta; Magnoliopsida; Myrtales; Myrtaceae
Product: disease resistance protein L6-like
Exons: 4
Coding region: 1-2400 (799 amino acids)
Biological process (GO): signal transduction; defense response
Molecular function (GO): ADP binding
Source: RefSeq, a predicted model, not a curated record